UUAUUACACUUAACUGAAACAUAGAGAAACAAAGAAUUGUAAAGCCUAAGACAGAUGGCAUCUCUAGCAACCUUUGCUGCCGUUCAACCCGCCACCGUGAAGGGCCUCGGCGGCAGCUCCCUCGCCGGAACUAAGCUCUAUGUCAAGCCAUCUAGACAGAGCUUCAGACCCAAAAACAUCAGCGGCGGCGGUGUAGUGGCUAAGUACGGUGAUAAGAGUGUGUACUUUGAUUUGGAUGAUAUUGGCAACACUACUGGCCAAUGGGAUUUGUACGGCUCCGAUGCUCCUUCUCCGUACAAUUCUCUUCAGAGCAAGUUCUUUGAGACAUUGGGUGCACCUUUCACCAAGAGAGGAUUGUUGCUCAAAUUCUCCAUCUUAGGCGGUGGCUCUCUUCUUGCUUAUUUGAGUGCUACAGCCACCGGUGACGUUUUGCCGAUCAAGAAGGGUCCACAACUUCCACCAAAGCUCGGUCCACGUGGCAAAAUCUAAAUUUAGUUAACCCUUAAUUCUCAGUGUAUGUAUCUUCUCUUUACAUUGCAAGUUUGUCUGAAUCCUACUUAAGACAUUUGUUCUUAAUUUGAAUAUACUGUUUCUUGUCA
This is a messenger RNA of Mercurialis annua (annual mercury), 599 nucleotides long. RefSeq names its product photosystem I reaction center subunit VI-1, chloroplastic-like. Lineage: Eukaryota; Viridiplantae; Streptophyta; Magnoliopsida; Malpighiales; Euphorbiaceae. Gene Ontology annotation, biological process: photosynthesis. Gene Ontology annotation, cellular component: chloroplast thylakoid membrane; photosystem I reaction center; photosystem I. The transcript has 3 exons. The coding region runs from base 55 to 489 and encodes 144 amino acids. The record is from RefSeq and is a predicted model, not a curated record.